AUGGCGCUGUUCAGAGCGCCCUUGCCUGGGGCAGCGCAACCGGUGGUGGCGGCUCGGCAGGAGUUCGGCGAGCAUGUGCACGGUCCGGCCCGCUUCUUGCCCACUUUGCGUGUGCGGUCGCAGACGCCGCCACGGUUCAAGAGUGUCACCCGUCCCUGCGGCAAUGCGGAAGGGUCACCGUUUGUGACGCCGCGACGCGCCAAAGGCCAUGCUGAAGCCAGGGCUGCAAGCCUGGCUUCCCUGACCCCGAUGAAGGCGGUCAAGGUGGUCAAGCCCGGACCGGCGGAAGCGCCUCCCUUGCCGAUGCUUCUGGGAGGGGAGGAUGCCUGCAAACUUGCAGUUCAGCCGUCCAAAGCUAAGGUUCCGGAGACCACAACCAAUGAUGAGUAUGUGGCGGCCCUCAAACGUGAGUUCCAUGCAGCCCUGGCACGCACCCUGGACAAGGCAUCAGAGGAGAAGGCCGAGCUGCAGCAGGAACUUGCAAGCGCAGCGACGGCUUCUCAGGAGCACUUGCAGAAGCUGGUUGACACCCAAGCGGCCGAAAUGUCGGAGCUCAAAGAAGCCGUCAUGAGGCUUGAGGCAGCUGCCAGGUGCUGGGAGGCGGACAAGGCCGAACUGCAGAAAGAACUCGCCAUCGCAGCAGCGGCUUCUCAGGAGUACUUGCAGAAGCUGGUCCUGAACCAGGCCGAAUUGACAGAGCUCAAAGAAGCAGUCAUGAGGCUCGAGGCACGGCAUCUGGACAAGACCGAUGCUAAAGAAAGCUGUUGGGCAGCCGAGAAGGCCGAGAUGCAGGGAGAUCUCGCAAGAGCAGCAGCAGCUGCUCAGGAGUACUUGAAGGAGCUGGCUGGCAAUCAGGCCGAGAUUGCGGAGCUGAAAGAAGCUGUCUUGAGGCUUCAGGCCGGGUUUCAGGACAAGACAGCUCAAGAGAGCUGUUGGGCGGCCGAGAAGGCCCAGCUGCAGCAAGAUCUCGCAAGCGCAGCAGCAGCUUCUCAGGAGUGCUCACAGGAGUUGGCGCGCAACGAGGUCAAGGUGGCGGAGCUGCAAGAGGCAGUCGCCAGCCUUCAGGCCUAUGUGAAGGAGCAGGACGUCGCCCUGCUGAGCAUGCAUUACGAGCUCUACGAAUUCAAGGCGCAGGUCCACGAGACGGCCAAGAAGGAGGAGCUCUGGGACAUCUCUGGUUCCAGCCAAUGCUCACCUUUCUCUGCGAGGGCUUCGAGCUCCCGGGACGCAGUCCUGCCGGGCCCCGUGCAGGAGGUAGCGCAGCAGACCGCGUCAUCUCGCAGAGCACCCGUGAUUACACGGUGGCAGGAUGCUGGGCUGUGGGGCCGUACCAAAGCAUCCUUGCAAGAUGGCCGCUUGGGGCAGGCCAGCCAGGGCGUAGAGCGGAAGGACGGCGUCGCGAAGGACAUCUUGCGGCAAUAUGUUGAGCGCUAUGGGAAAAACCCGGAGCGUCCGGACCAGCUCACGAAAUUUGCGCAGAAUAUCGAGCAGCGCUUGCCCUUCACGUGGGCACGCGAUGUCCUGGCAGCUGCCUGA
Molecule: messenger RNA, 1536 nt
Organism: Symbiodinium natans
Lineage: Eukaryota; Dinophyceae; Suessiales; Symbiodiniaceae
Source: the annotation of a GenBank genome assembly